Messenger RNA from Ostrinia furnacalis (Asian corn borer), 5660 nucleotides. It is a transcript of the gene grh, whose product is annotated as grainy head. Gene Ontology annotation, molecular function: RNA polymerase II cis-regulatory region sequence-specific DNA binding; DNA-binding transcription activator activity, RNA polymerase II-specific. Lineage: Eukaryota; Metazoa; Arthropoda; Insecta; Lepidoptera; Crambidae. The transcript is spliced from 16 exons. Gene Ontology annotation, biological process: regulation of transcription by RNA polymerase II. Gene Ontology annotation, cellular component: nucleus. The coding region runs from base 142 to 2892 and encodes 916 amino acids. The record is from RefSeq and is a predicted model, not a curated record.
CAGUCCCGCGCCGCGCACCGCCCGCGCCGCGACGCCGCCCACGAUAUAAAUAUUCGGGGGAGUCGAGUGUUGAGCGGGGUGCUCCUAAACGGAGCCUCCGCCCGCACAAAGACGUCGCCGACAGCGUCGAGGUACGGCGUGAUGUCGUCGCCGCCGCCGGCGCCCGCGGCCGACGAGCGCCGCAGCCCGCGCUCGCCCGCGUCCGCGCCGCGCUCGCCCGCGCCCGCGCACGCCGUGCUCGCCACCAUGACGCCCGUGCAGCCCGCGCACGACUACUACCCGCCCCACAAGGUCGAGAUCGACUCCGACGACGGGUACCCCCCCGAGGCCCACUCCUACCGACACUCGCCCCACGAACUCGCCGCCUACGCCCCCGACAACAAAGUCCCCGUCCAGCCGGACGUCUACGACCAGGGCAUGGAGUCCAUAGACGAGAAGACGCCCAUCGAUCUCAUUUACGAAGACGACAAGCAGACCGUGAUCUACACCACGACGCCGGACCAGAAGCGCGUCGAGAUGAUAAGCGGCCAGCUGGACGACGGCCAGCUCGUGAGCGGCGGCGGGCAGCUGGUGGACGGCGGCGUGUCCGUGGUGGUGGGGCCGCCCGGGCAGGGCCAGACGGUGCUGGUCAUCGCCGACCACGUGGUGGACGAGCUCGGGCAGGUCAUCGCGAUACCCAGAAGACGCAAGGAGGUGAUGGAAGUCGGCGGGGAGCAGUGGCGGGCGUACUACAGCGGGGCGGAGCACCCGCUCAGCGCGGCCACGUCGGCGGUGCUGGACGUGUCCGACGAGCCGGGGCAGCCGCUCGAGUACUACCGCCUGCCGCCGAUCGCGCAGGACUCGCACCUCAAUCUGCACAAGGAUGCCAAGCUGGUGGAUGUGUGGCAGGCCGGCGGAACGCUGAAGGCGGCCAAUGGCGCGCACGGGGCGGAGCUGAGCGAGCUGUCGGGGCUGCUGCACGCGGGGCUCGUGAAGCGCGAGCCCGAGGACCUCAGCCGCAAGGUGGCCGAGGAGCCCGAGCCGCACGCGCUCAAGCCGCAGCGACACAAGGUGGCGGUCGGCGAGCCCGGCGAAGCGGCCUCCCCGUCGCCGGUCCCGUCGCGGGCCUCCUCGGCCGGCUCGCUGCUGCCGGACGCCACCAUGUAUGCCGCCCAGAUGUUCGCGCCGCCAGGCACCCCCAGCCCCACCCCCUAUGGCGAACAGUACCCUCGCCAACCUGCCACCUUCGCCGGCGAAUCUUACUACAGAGACUACUUUGUCAGUGAUGGCUACCAGCAGAGGGCAGCACCGCCAUAUGGGGAAGCGGAGUCAGUGCCAGCUUCCGCGUUUGGGGAGCGAUACGCAGCGCCUCGCUAUCAUAGUAAAAGUGUUAUCGCGGCCGCUGGCUUGACUGUGGACCUGCCAUCACCGGACAGCGGAAUUGGCGCAGACGCCGUCACUCCUCGAGACCACACCGCCGUUCAGCAGUCGUUCGACUACACGGUAAUAUGCCAGCAGCCCGUGGGAGAGGACGGGCGGGGCACGCCCUCGGCGCACCACUCGCCCGCCCAGCCGCCCAGGACCAGGCCCUGGCACGACUUCGGCAGGCAGAACGACGCUGACAAGAUACAGAUUGCUAAACUGUUUUCCUCGUACGGGUUCAAGUACCACCUGGAGACGGCUAGCAGCAGCUCGCAGCGCCGGGAGGACGACCGCAUCACGUACAUCAACAAAGGCCAGUUCUACGGCAUCACCUUGGAAUACAUACACGACCCGGACAAACCCCUCAAGAAUCAAACAGUAAAGAGUGUUGUUAUGCUUAUGUUCCGAGAAGAAAAAUCUCCUGAGGAUGAAAUCAAAGCGUGGCAAUUUUGGCAUGGCAGACAACAUUCAGUCAAACAGAGGAUACUAGAUGCCGACACGAAGAACAGCAUCGGGCUGGCCGGCUGCAUCGAGGAGGUGGCGCACAACGCCAUCGCCGUCUACUGGAACCCGCUCGAGAGCGCAGCCAAGAUCAAUAUCGCCGUGCAAUGCCUGAGUACGGAUUUCAGCAGCCAAAAGGGUGUAAAGGGUUUACCGCUGCAUAUACAAAUUGACACCUUUGAGGAUCCACGAGACACUCAAGUCUACCACCGAGGAUACUGUCAAAUCAAAGUGUUUUGUGAUAAGGGUGCCGAAAGAAAGACCAGAGACGAAGAGAGAAGAGCAGCGAAGCGAAAAAUGUCAGCCACGAAUAGAAAGAAGUUGGAUGAGAUAUAUCAUCCAGUGACAGAGAGAAGCGAGUUCUACUCAAUGGCGGACUUGUCGAAACCUCCAGUACUGUUCAGUCCAGCGGAAGACAUAGACAAGUUAGCCGGGAUGGACAUACAAGGUUUCUACGGGCACGACGAGGCCGCAUUAGCUGAAGCACACCUGAAAGGCGCCUCACCCUUCUUACUACACGCAGCGAAACCGCAAGCACCAGCGUUAAAAUUCCACAACCACUUCCCACCUGACGCGCCAGCGUACCGUCCAGACGUGGGCGGUUUGUCCCCUUACAGCGACCGCAAGGACUCGCUGGAGCUGGAGGGCGUGCUCGGCAAGCGCGCGCGCACGAGCACGCCGCCGCUGAGCGAGCGCGUCAUGCUGUACGUGCGCCAGGAUACUGACGAGGUGUACACGCCGCUGCACGUCGCGCCGCCCACCACGCAGGGCCUGCUGCACGCUAUUGAGAAUAAGUACAAAAUUUCAAGUUCGGCAAUUAAUAAUCUUUAUCGAAAGAACAAGAAAGGGAUUACGGCCAAAAUUGAUGAUGAAAUGUUGGCGUACUACUGCAACGAGGAUCUUUUCCUACUUGAGGUGCGACCGGCGGGCGUAAACGAGGACGAACCGCUCUACGACAUCACGUUCGUGGAGCUGUCGGUGGACCACUAGCGCUGCGCAGGCGCACGCCACGAGAGCACACCACACCGCGCUUAGGGACCGUACAGCCGCUCCAGGCAUCACCAGAGCCUGUCCUGUACGAGUCUCUGUCGCACGAAAUCAAGGGCAAAAAGAUUUUCGAGUGGCGCUCAGAAACUCAUCUUCUAUGCGUGUACACCCUCGUGAGUGCCACCUACUCGGCGUGUUCUAAAACAAGCUGCUGCUUUCUAGGUGUUCUGUGUUACUCGCUGCGCUCCUACUUUGUGUUAGACUAUCGACAUGUGGCGUUUUAUUUAACACUUUUGGACAGUCGUUUAAACAUUCCCUUUAUACACUCAUUAAAAUAUAUGUAUAUUAAUUUAUAAACGAGAUAAAAUAUCGUCUCUUAUUAUUAUGUCGAUCUCAGAUUGAAAUUACUUUUAAGCGAUUCAUCAUAUAACAUUGUUUGGAUGAAACUAUAAGUACGUCACAAAUUCGUUGGUCGCUAGAUAAACGACGUUAAAGAUCAUUGUUGUAUAUAUCUAAUUAAGUGCCUUAUGAAAUUACAGAGUGUAGGUGAUGCAACGACCUGUAUUAUGAUGGCAAUGUUAUUCCAUGUUCGGUAACGAGAGUACCGCUUGUGUCUUAUGUAAAUGAAUAAUGUUGCUGAAUAUAAACGCGUGUGCCAUUCACUCGGUUAUCAUACUAGUUGUAUGUAGUUAUCGUUUCAACAGGUACCUUUUAAUCUUGCCAUGAUGAUAAAGUAAGAAAUUCUUGUCACAAAACUUAUUCUGUAGAUGUAUUAUGUCUACAAGCUAAAUCAUAAAGUGCCUUCAUCAUUAUAAUGUUAUAUCUAUUUUAAGUGAGUUAAGUCAAUUUACAUGCCAUCCACUUUGUUAAGUUUUAUAUACGUAAGUUUGGUCUAAGCUCGCUCAAUUCAUUCACGUAGAUGUAGGUUACGGCGUCCAUUGCUUCCGGCUGUCUCCGCGCCUCGUGUUGUUCCUCCGAACUUUGCCCUGAAUCACCUUCAAACCCGGUAUUGACAAUACAUAAAUUACGUUUUAGAACCACCAAAUGGAAGCAACGGACGAAAAAUUACAAUUUCAAAUGAGACAGAGUCGCAAUUUUGCAUAAUGUAUGAUAAAUAAUAGUCAUUUAAACGUAGUCACAAAAGUCGUCCAUUGGAACAACAUUAACAUUAUCAUCGAUGGGAGUGGUUUGUGUAUACCUAAUUUUAAGAUUUAAUAGAUUAUACAUUUUGUUAUUAUAAUUAAAUUUCGAUACGUUAGUUAUCGGGCCAUGACAACGAUUUAUUUUAUGAAAGUAUUUGUGUCCAAGACUUAUUUAUAUUUUAAGGUUUCAUUUUAAAAGUACAUUUUUAUGAUAUUCGUAUUCCAUUUUCAAGUAAAACAACCUGAUGUUGCAUAAAAUUGUAAGAAAUUACUAUUCAUUACACCGUUGUUACUGAGUCGUAAUUAUUACCAAUUCUCUGGAAAAGUUCGGAAAACCUCCACGAACUAAGUUACUUAAUAUGUUUUUCUGCUGAUUAUUCUACCUGUUUCUUACCUAUACAUUUUGUUACAUUUGAGAUAGUUAUAGUUUCUGUUUUGAUUGGUUACGUUUUCCUGUGCAAUUAUAUGCAACGCGGAAUGGUAAGCUUACUCUCCACCGAUUUACCUAUCAUCUAAAUUCUGAACAAGUUUCUGUCACUUGGAAUGUAGUCGUAGAUGUGAAGUCGCCCAUAUAAUGUAAUGCUACGGUAAGAUGUGCCUAGUGCGGACGGUUCGAUUAACUGCCAUAUUAUGACAUAAUUUAGAUUACUUAUUGAUUUUAGACGUAGUUGUAACUGUAGUUUGUUUUACUGUGUCCCAUGACUUGCAGGUAGACAUCGAAUUUUAAUUAAGGUAAUGUUAUUGAUAUAUUACAUAUAUUUUUUGGAAAUGUAUUGUUUUUUGUUUCGUUCUUAUAACUAAGCUGCAAAUUGUGACUGUUCCGGAUAGAGACAGUCUAAUAUUUCUUCCAUUUGGCUUACACUCGUUAAUGUCUCGCCACUAUUUAUAAGUAAUUCACAUAUUGUAUUUUAUAAACUAAGAAAAUUACGUAUUUGCUCAAAGUUCACACGUGUGUGCAGUGCGAACCGUAACUCUUAUCACAACGAUAUUUAUUUAUGUACUUACGUAUUUUAAUACUUAUAUUAUAAAUUUUGCAGCUUUAAUUUUUACUUAAAAUGAUGUUAGAUCGUGAUUCUGAAUCUCGUCAUAAGUCACAAAUGUCAGUAGCAAUAAAAGUGAAGCAGUUAGUAGCUAGAUAAUGGCCGCGGUUACGCGUGCUCGGCCCGCUCGUCUAGUGCAAUGUUAAAGAAUUUAUAAUUGAGAUUAUGUUUUGAUGUGUCUAAGAUGCCUUAGCGUAACUACAGUGUAUUAUUCAAGAAUCGAAAACACACUAUUAAGGAACAGAUUUCAUUUUAUAAUCAUACGACAUUUCUAUAGAUUAAUUUUAUUGCCAUUUAAAUUGUAAUCUAUUUUAAUUUUAAACAAAACUGGAGGUUUUUAAUUGUUUAAUUUGAUCAUUUCGAAAUGAAUUAUAAUUUUACUACAGAUAAAAUGUUAAUGGUGGCACGAAUUAAUUUUUUGUAUGUCGCCUUACCAAUAAAUGUUUGACAUUGAGCAAAUCUACAUUUAAAAUUCAUAGUCUUGAUACGAACAAAGCAAAUACAUAAUUUGCUAAUAGUUUUGAAAGUUACGCUACGGGACUGGCGGGAUAGGGCGGCGGUGCGCGGGCGCCGGCCGCGGCAUUAGUCA